AUGCAGUCCAUGAUUGCUCUUCUCGGCUUGGCUAUCGCUAACCUUGCGGUUGCCAGCCCUUGCAAGCCUGUACAACCGACUUCAGCUUCACAGAGUCUUUCUCUUACCUCUACCGUUCCUUCUGUCGCAAUCAGCGAGACCUCAAGUGCUACCAUUCCCCAAACGAGCUCACCUACCCAGGAAGAAGGGACCGUCGUCACCAACUCUCUUACAGGCGGUGGUUUUAAUGCACCCGAUCUCACCAACCCUCCCACAUUCCUUCAAAACUUCCAAGGAACUGGUGAUGUCAAGUUCCACGAGGGCGGAUGUUACAAGGCAGAUGGCAGCCCGGAUGAUGGUUGUGCUUCCUUAUCAGCAUCUGGAAACCCAGCUGGCAAGCGUGACCUAGGCUCCAUGGCUACCCUCUUCCAGAUGAUGAACUCUCUAAACACUGGUGCAAGGAGUCGAUACACUGUCCAGUUCUACUAUAUCGUCGCCUCUGGUGGUAGCCAGGCAUGUACUGUCAGCGCCUCACUAGGUAACACACAGUUCUACUCCAGUUCGCUUUCGAGCUCUGGUGGUGCCAGUGUCUCGUGGAACCAUGUUCUCUCCACUGUCGUCGCCGAUUCUGCUUCUGCCGUCUUCUCCAUCUCAAUGUCUUGCAGUGGUAAUGGAAUCUCCAUGAUCCUUGUCGACUCUAUUUUCAUCUCUAACCAAGUCACUCCCGAGACCAUUGGUGAUGUCAAGCUUGACUUUGGGGUUCCUGCAGUUGACCCUGUUACAACAUCCAAGGCACCUAUCACUACCGAUGGACCACAGACUGCGGGCGCCCCUUCUACCGCAGUCACCGAUUCUCUUGAGACUAGUGUCGAAGAGUCAACCCAUGCUGUCAGCAGUGACUCGGCCUCCGUUAUUGAUCAGACCACUGCAUCGGGUGUCAAAUUCCCCACUGAGACAGCUGCAACACCUAAUCAGUCAACUGAAGGCUCUCAGAACACAGACGCUGAUUUUACUUCGCACACUCAGCCUAUUUCUGAGCAGACCACAGAAGAGCCUGCUUCAUCCACCAUCCCUCCAUUGCUCCCGAAGCCCAGCACGGCCAUGACCGAAUCUGAGAACGGUGAAUCCACUCCCCUACCUGGCACUCCAGCCGCCUCAUCCACCAUAAUCCCUCCCAUCAUCCCUAAGCCCACUACGGCUCUGACACAGCCCGGCAAUGAGGGAACCACACCUCCGCUAGGUACUCCCGGUGCCUCGUCCACCAUUCCUCCUAUUAUCCCUAAACCCAGCACAGCUGUGACUGAAUCCGAUAAUGAGGGAGCCACUCCUACACCUGGCACUCCAACCGCUUUAUCGACCAUCCCUCCCAUUAUCCCCAAGCUCAGCACCAUGACUCAGCCCGAGAAUGAGGAAACCACUUCCACACCUGGUACUCCAGCCGUCACACCCAUCAUCCCCGUUACCCCCGUCACUCCUGUCACUCUUGUCACUCAUGUUACUCCCGUCAAACCUGUGACUACAAUUACUCCUGGUACUCCCUUCCCCACAAGAGAUGCUCCUUCUCCCUCAGAGACCUCAUGCUCGCCUAUGUGCAUUCCCAAGGGAGACGCUUUCGAGCAGCCCUGGACUUGCAAUAUUCGCGGUGUCUACAGCGGCCCCACCUACACCGUCCCUGAGAAUAUCCACCCGGAGAUGGUCAACAGUGAGAACUGUGCCGAGAUCUGCCAGUACCUGCCAGGCUGCAAGUCAUCCGCUUUGGUUGAUGGGCAGUGUCGUUUCACCGAUGCAUUGAUCCGCAGGUCUGAGAUUACGACCUUGGACCGUUCAGAACCUAACCAGGGCUUCUGGAACGAGCAGAGAUGUUUCCAGUGCAACGAUUGUUCUUUGCCGCCAUUGUUCAAUCCGCCCGAAAUGACCCAUGCUCCAGAGGAAGUCUCUUCCACUACUGCACCUGAGGAAACCAGGACCCGAAGUACAGAGACCACCCCUACUGAGACAAGAAACAUUAUCUGUGGUUAUGUUGGUCAAUACACUGGUGGUGGUGGUCCUUAUGAGGCUGACCGCACAGCCUUCCCCAAUCAAGACAGUCUGAAGGCGUGUAGACAGGCUUGCGAUGGUAUUCGAGACUGCAAGGCUGUUGCGUUUGUCAUUCGGGACAAGUUCCAAAGCCCAGGUUACUGUCUCUUUGCUGAUAACCGCAUCACAUGGGAUACUCUGGUGUCUGAUGAUCGAGCUGCUUACAAGGCUAUCUGGGCCGAUCCUGAAUGUGACUUUGAUCUCAUCUCGGUUCCUGAGCUGUCUUUCCCUACGACUACUAUGCCGCCCGUUGACUCUCAGCCUACAACGCUGGCUACACGAACCUCUCAACAACCCGAGACCACGACAACACCUGCUGAUGUGUGUCUCUUCAACCGUGGUCAAUCGUGUGAAAUGACCCCAAGCAAGUUGGAGUCUGGUACCUUUUGCGCUUAUGCCGCCAGGUUCAACGGCAAUCAGUGGAAGGAAAGCCGUCAAGACUACCCUUACCAAGACACUCUGGGACAGUGUGCCGCUAUUUGCCAGACCAUGGACCAUUGUGAGUCAGCAGCGUACUGGCAGACAGAGAACCGCUGUCUUUUCACUGCGAAGAAGAUAGUUGAGUCUGAUUUCACCAUCACCCCUGAUCGUGACUUUGAGCACGCAACCUGGACACACAAGUCCUGCUGGACGUGCCCUUCCUGCCAGGCAACUCCCGCGCCCAUAACCCGUGCCGUAUCCUGUUCCUAUGAACAAGGCGAUGUUUGCCAGCGUGUGACAUCGAACAUUGAUGGUGCUCUAUGCAACUACCAAGGCUUUUGGGAACUAGAGUGGAGAGAGUCUCUGGAGAAAUACCCUGACCAGAGCUCACCUGCCAAGUGUGCUGCCAUCUGCCGUACGCGAGAUGAUUGCUUUGGAUCUGGAUACAAGGACGGCAUAUGCAUGUUUUCGCCAAUCCGUCUGGAGCCUCAGAAGUUUAGAGAUUGGCCCGACCACUCACGAGAUGGAGUUUGGGAUGACAUCUCUUGUUUCCAGUGUCCAAACUGUGCUUAG
Molecule: messenger RNA, 3048 nt
Organism: Fusarium graminearum PH-1
Lineage: Eukaryota; Fungi; Ascomycota; Sordariomycetes; Hypocreales; Nectriaceae
Exons: 1
Coding region: 1-3048 (1015 amino acids)
Source: RefSeq, a predicted model, not a curated record